CGCAGCGGCCAGGGCUGGGCCCCGAGCAUCUGAGAGGAGACUGUGGAGACCACGAGCACCCUGGGGCCACCCCGGCCUGUGGGGGCUGCAGGCACCAUGAGUGACGUGGCCAUUGUGAAGGAGGGCUGGCUGCACAAGCGAGGGGAGUACAUCAAGACCUGGCGGCCGCGCUACUUCCUCCUCAAGAAUGAUGGCACCUUCAUCGGCUACAAGGAGCGGCCGCAGGACAUGGACCAGCGUGAGUCCCCUCUCAACAACUUCUCUGUGGCACAAUGCCAGCUGAUGAAGACGGAGCGGCCCAGGCCCAACACCUUCAUCAUCCGCUGCCUGCAGUGGACCACAGUCAUUGAGCGCACGUUCCACGUGGAGACACCUGAGGAGCGGGAGGAGUGGACCACUGCCAUCCAGACAGUGGCCGAUGGUCUCAAGAGGCAGGAGGAGGAGCUGAUGGAGUUCCAGUCAGGCUCGCCCAGCGACAACUCGGGGGCUGAGGAGAUGGAGGUGUCUCUGGCCAAGCCCAAGCACCGUGUGACCAUGAACGAGUUUGAGUAUCUGAAGCUGCUGGGCAAGGGCACCUUCGGGAAGGUGAUCCUGGUGAAGGAGAAGGCCACUGGCCGCUACUAUGCCAUGAAGAUCCUCAAGAAGGAGGUCAUCGUGGCCAAGGACGAGGUGGCCCACACACUCACUGAGAACCGUGUUCUGCAGAACUCCAGGCACCCCUUCCUCACGGCCCUGAAGUACUCCUUCCAGACUCAUGACCGCCUCUGCUUCGUCAUGGAGUACGCCAAUGGUGGUGAGCUCUUCUUCCACCUGUCCCGAGAGCGUGUGUUCUCGGAGGACCGGGCCCGCUUCUACGGUGCGGAGAUUGUGUCGGCUCUGGACUACCUGCACUCGGAGAAGAACGUGGUGUACCGGGACCUCAAGCUGGAGAACCUCAUGCUGGACAAGGACGGGCACAUCAAGAUUACAGAUUUUGGGCUCUGCAAGGAGGGCAUCAAGGACGGUGCCACCAUGAAGACCUUCUGCGGGACGCCCGAGUACCUGGCCCCUGAGGUGCUGGAGGACAACGACUAUGGCCGUGCGGUGGACUGGUGGGGGCUGGGUGUGGUCAUGUAUGAGAUGAUGUGCGGCCGCCUGCCCUUCUACAACCAGGACCACGAGAAGCUGUUCGAGCUCAUCCUCAUGGAGGAGAUCAGAUUCCCACGCACUCUGGGCCCCGAGGCCAAGUCCCUGCUCUCAGGGCUGCUCAAGAAGGACCCCAAGCAGAGGCUUGGUGGGGGCUCCGAGGACGCCAAGGAGAUCAUGCAGCACCGCUUCUUCGCCAGCAUUGUGUGGCAAGACGUGUAUGAGAAGAAGCUCAGCCCGCCCUUCAAGCCACAGGUCACCUCAGAGACUGAUACCAGGUAUUUUGACGAAGAGUUCACAGCCCAGAUGAUCACCAUCACCCCACCUGACCAAGAUGACAACAUGGAGUGUGUGGACAGUGAACGGAGGCCACACUUCCCACAGUUCUCCUACUCGGCCAGCGGUACAGCCUGAGGGGCCCAGGCAGGGGCACGGCAGCCAUGUCCGCAUGAGGGCCUGGACGCCUCCAUCAGAUCACCUGCAUCGGAUGGCUGAUUUCUCAGAUGCACUGGGAGGAGCGACGCCAGCCCCCCACAUGGGAAGAUGCUGCUGCUGUGAUGAUGGCCUGCCGCCUGGCCAGGUCAAGAGAAAAACUGUCCUGCGGUUUCUCUUAAUUUAUUUCAUCCAACCUGUUCUCCAGACGUGGCCUUGGCCCUCAGAACAAUUACUCACGUAGGACACCUUAAGGACCUCUGCAGCCCCUGUGGUGUGGGCUGAGGGUCUGGGCAGGGCCUGCACUAACCCAUUGUGGCUGUGCCUCUGGCUGCCCCCACCUGGGGUGCGGGGCCUCUCCCGGCCUAUGCACCAGAAGCAGCUUCAUGGGGACAUACUGGCUGGUGCCGUCCCCUCUGGGUGGGGUAUGAGGCAGCCCCUGCACUCGGGCCCUUCAGACACGCUGGGCUGGGCCGGGCCGGGCCAGGCCGGGGCUCGCCUGCAGGACAGAGCCUUGUACCUUGCCACUCCCAGGCUUUGGGAGUGAAAUUUCAGUGACAGGAAAGCCUCUCCCACUGUGUCUGAGGGCCAUCCCUGCCCCCUGCACCCUGGAUGAUUUCUGUCUCCACACUCGUCCUCUCCCCGCUUCACCUCUGACCUCCCCGUUCUGGCCAGACUUGGCCGCUGCUGCACCAUGCCGUUUUUUACAACAUUCAAUUUCAGCAUUUUUACUAUUAUAAUAUGAAACUUUCCCUCCAAAUCUUCAAUAAAAAUUGCUUUUCAA
Cavia porcellus (domestic guinea pig) is the source of this 2341-nucleotide messenger RNA. It is a transcript of the gene Akt1, whose product is annotated as AKT serine/threonine kinase 1. The record is from RefSeq and is a predicted model, not a curated record. Gene Ontology annotation, cellular component: cytoplasm; nucleus. Gene Ontology annotation, biological process: protein phosphorylation. The coding region runs from base 97 to 1539 and encodes 480 amino acids. The transcript has 13 exons. Lineage: Eukaryota; Metazoa; Chordata; Mammalia; Rodentia; Caviidae. Gene Ontology annotation, molecular function: protein serine/threonine kinase activity; ATP binding.